Molecule: messenger RNA, 3526 nt
Organism: Andrographis paniculata
Lineage: Eukaryota; Viridiplantae; Streptophyta; Magnoliopsida; Lamiales; Acanthaceae
Product: endo-1,4-beta-xylanase 1-like
Exons: 8
Coding region: 453-3320 (955 amino acids)
Biological process (GO): carbohydrate metabolic process
Molecular function (GO): hydrolase activity, hydrolyzing O-glycosyl compounds
Source: RefSeq, a predicted model, not a curated record
UGUUUGCGUUGGUUGAGCCGUUGAGGUAUGACAAUUCUCAUCUCACCAAACCCUCUCCAAAUUCCAAUUUCGGGUAUGAGACGGAGACAUUUAUUAUCUUUCGGUGAAAGAUCGAAAGCUGGAAGAAACAGCAAGUCGAUUAAUCGAAGCAAACUGGACUGCUUGACUCCUUCUGAAUCUUUCGUUCCAAUUCAAGCUUCCAGGCAGCAACACGUAUCUGCAAUCCAAAGGAAACUUAUUUAAUGAUUAUUGCAUUUGAGUCGGCCAUUUUCGGUUCGGAAUUUGAUCGGCUUAAUCUCAGAAGAGGAAGAGAUUAUGGCGAUUUAUGUUGGGGAUUACGCAGCAGAAAAGGACGGCUAAAAGAGGCAAAAACUUAGGUUGGUUGGUUGACAUGACCCCGCGCUGUUAUUAGACUUUGCUUGCAAACUUUUUUCGCGGAGGCAGUGUAUAUAAUGAGCCGAUUGAUGAAUUGCUGCUUCUCCAGUCCGGUUGCGAGGCGAAGGACAGAUUCACAGGGAUCAGGAGGUGUUAUGGAGAGGCCGUCGACGAGCAAUGCCAAUUUCGAGUUUGAGGCUAACGUUGGCAAAGUGAAGUUCGAUGAGGAGUUCAAGGAUUCAAUCAGCAGACCAGCUAUUAAUGUCAUCCAAAACCAUGAUUUUUCCGAAGGACUUCAUCUAUGGCAUCUGAAUUGUUGUGAUGGGUUUGUGAUUUCCUCUGAGUCUGGAUCGCCUCAAUGGCUGUCUACAAAGUUAAGCGGCAGUUUCGCUGUUGUUACAAAUCGAAAAGAAAGUUGGCAGGGCCUCGAACAAGACAUCACCAGCAGAAUUUCUGCUGGUUCUAAUUACACAGUUUGUGCUUGGGUUGGACUAUCAAGGGCUUCUCAAGGUGUUGCAAAUGUGCAGGCCACUCUGAAACUUGAGUACAAGGAUUCGCCAGUUAGCUAUUUGUUCAUCGGAAAAACUUCUGCUUCAAUGGAGCACUGGGAGAAGAUUGAGGGCACAUUUUUACUAUCAACUAUGCCUCAUCGAGUUACAUUUUAUCUGGAAGGGCCUCCACCUGGUAUUGACUUGCUCAUAAGAACAGUAAUGAUUUCCGGCCCAAGUCCAAGCAAAAAUGAUACACGGCAUAUUCAAAGUACGAGGUCUUUCUGUGAUGACGAGGAGAACAUCAUACAGAAUUCAAAUUUUGAAGAUGGAUUGAAAAAUUGGUCUGGUAGAGGUUGCAAGAUUGCAUUGCACGAUUCUAUGGCAAAUGGGAAAGUACUACCUGCAUCUGGAAAGUUCUUUGCCUCGACUGAAAAUCGCACACAGAACUGGAACGGGAUUCAGCAGGAGAUAACAGGGAGAGUCCAGAGGAAGCUUGCUUAUGAGGUGACUGCUGCGGUUCGGAUACUUGGUAAUAACGUCAGUAAGGCUGAUGUUAGAGCUACACUGUGGGUUCAAGCAGCAGAUCUUCGUGAACAGUACAUAGGGAUUGGAAGCAUUCAGGCGACAGACAAAGAUUGGGUACAAUUGCAAGGAAAAUUUCUUCUAAAUGGUUUCCCGUCACGGGUCGUUGUUUAUCUAGAAGGUCCGCCUCCAGGCAUCGACAUUCUUCUCAACAGUCUUGUUGUAAAGCAUGCUCCCCGAGCUCCACCUGCUUUUCCACCGGUCAUUGAGAAUGCUCUUUUUGGAGUUAAUAUUAUCACUAACAGCAACCUUAGUGACGGCACCAACGGGUGGUUCCCCCUCGGAAAUUGCUCGUUGUCUGUUAGAAAUGGUUCGCCUCAUAUCCUUCCUCCCAUAGCUGAAGCCUCCCUUGGACCUCACGAGCCCUUGAGCGGUCGCUACAUUCUCGUUACUAACCGGACGCAAACGUGGAUGGGUCCAGCUCAGAUGAUUACCGAUAAAGUGAAACUCUAUUUAACAUAUCAGGUAUCGGGAUGGGUUCGAAUCGGCAGCAGGGUGACUAAACCUCAGGGUGUUAAUGUUGCCCUUGGUGUGGACAACCAAUGGGUAAACGGCGGGCAAGUCGAGAUCAGCGAUGACGAGAAAUGGCAUGAAAUCGGGGGAUCUUUUCGAAUUGAGAAGCAGCCUGAGAAGAUAAUGGUUUACGUACAGGGCCCCGAUGCCGGCGUCGAUUUCAUGGUUGCCGGGCUUCAAAUCUUUCCAGUUGAUCGGCAUGCAAGAUUUCGAUACUUGAAGAAAGAAACCGAUAAGAUUCGCAAGCGGGAUGUUACCUUAAAGUUUGUGACCUCCGAUUCGGACACACUCGCCGGUACCUUCGUGCGAAUCAGACAAACGCAAAAUAGUUUCCCCUUUGGAGCGUGUAUUAGCAGGAGCAACCUCGACAAUGAAGAUUUUGUCGACUUCUUUACCGAAAACUUCAACUGGUCCGUCUUCGGAAAUGAGCUGAAAUGGUAUUGGACGGAGCCGCAGCAAGGGACCUUCAACUACAAAGAUGCCGACGAGAUGUUAAACUUCUGUGAAAGCCGCGGCAUUCAGCUCCGGGGCCACUGUGUAUUCUGGGAAGUCGAAGCAACCGUUCAGCCAUGGAUACGCUCUCUGAGCAAACCAGAUCUGAUGAAAGCUGUGCAGAACCGAAUGACGGGUCUUCUCACCCGAUACAAGGGGAAGUUCAAGCAUUACGACGUGAACAACGAAAUGCUGCAUGGUUCGUUCUAUCAAUCCCGUCUCGGAAAGGACAUCCGGGCGAAGAUGUUCGAGACGGUGAAUCAGCUCGACCCGUUCGCAACUCUUUUCGUAAACGACUACCAUAUUGAGGACGGUUGCGACUCCCAGUCGUCGCCCGAGAAGUACAUUGAUCAAAUUCUUGAUCUACAAUCGCAGGGCGCCCCCGUCGGAGGGAUCGGCAUACAGGGACACAUCGACAGCCCGGUCGGGGCAAUCGUCUGUUCGGCGCUCGACAAGCUCGGGAUUCUUGGACUUCCUAUUUGGUUCACGGAAUUGGACGUGUCGUCGACUAACGAAUAUGUUAGAGCUGACGACUUGGAAGUUAUGCUGCGGGAAGCUUACGCGCACCCCGCCGUCGAAGGCGUGGUGCUGUGGGGGUUCUGGGAGCUGUUCAUGAGUCGGGACAACGCUCAUUUGGUGAACGCCGAAGGAGACGUCAAUGUCACCGGGGAAAGGUUUCUUGCGCUCAAGCACGAGUGGUCAUCGAGAGCGCACGGUUACGUCGACGAACAAUGUGAAUUCGGGUUUCGGGGAUUUCAUGGAUCGUAUGAAGUCGAGAUCAUCGGGGCUCUGUCGGGGGAGAUCGCCGUGAAGACGUUUGUCGUCGACGCCGGUGAAGAUCCUCUUGUUGUGUCCGUAAGUUUGUAGUUCUUGUCAGACUGCGGAUAUCCACGUCAUAAAAAAGAAUUUGUGACCAUUUGAGUCAUGAUUCAAACCUCUCCCCCUUCAAAUUCGUUUGUCACACGUGAUUUUUGAUCAACCUAGUUUUUUUUUCUUUUAUUGUAUUUUGGAUUAUCAGAAAUAUCAAUAAAUUUUUAUAUUAAAAUAUUAUUAUUAUUUUUUUUCAUACAUCA